AUGGGAUAUCUACAUUUGAAGGACCCUCGUAGACUGAUACCCGAAAUCGACGGAUCUCAACGGCAUAAGACACAAGAAUUUAUAAGCGCCAGAUUGCGUGAGGACAUCAAAAUGAUAGUCCGAUCGCAAAAAUAUACUACCCUGCAAGAGGCUAUUAACGCCGCGAGCGCGGAAGAAAAAGUUAAGGGCCCUUCCUUAAAAACGCCAUUUAACAAUCAAAAUAAGAGUGGGCCAAAUCAAAAUAAAAAUAUACAAUGCCAUAAAUGCGGAAAAGCAGGACAUUACGGUCAAAAUUGCCGGACGAGCCGUUAUGCGAAUAAAUUUUCCUUGCCUCGUGCUGAAAAGCUAGCAGGAAUUAAUACCAUCGAGAAAUUUUACACCUAUUGUAAAAAGGCGGGACAUAAUCGAAACGAGUGUUGGAUACUUAACGGACGAACCGAUAGAGAUACGCGACAACGCGCGAGACGCGAAACGGAUAACAAAACAAAGCGAGUGAACACCGCAGUGAAAGCGAGAGAAUCAAGAAGGAGCAAGCGAAAUAGCGAUAGCGAGGAAGAUUCAUAUGCUAGUAGCGAAGAAGAAGAGAGAACGAAGACGCGGAAAAAGCGAGAGACAAUUGAGCAUCAGAUUACGCAAGUAACCGGAAAUCGUGCGAAUAUCGGCCUUAGAUUAGUAACGUUGCUGAUAAAAGAAAAAGAGAUAAAUCUCUUAUUAGAUACCGGAGCCACCCUAACACUAAUCAAAGUGGGGAAUUUGAAUGGCGAAACGCUCAUAACUAAAAAGCCAAUGGCUCUCACCGGGGUGACGGGCCAUCAAAUUAAAACUAUUGGUAAAAUAAAGGCGACUGUAAUAAUAGGAAAUAAAGAAAUACGCCACACCAUGCACGUCGUGAAGGAUGAUUUCCCUAUCGACUACGCAGGAAUACUCGGUAUGGAUUUCCUGCAGAAACAUAAAAUUAAGAGCGAUCAAAAAAGCUAUCUUCAAGUCGAUGGAGUAACACUGAAACUCCAUCCCUAUAAAAAAUUAACGCUAACUCCUCGUAGCGAAACCAUUAUUCAAGCGGUAACAGAUAAAAAUCGCAUUGGAAUAGUAAAAUCAAAGGAAAUGCGACCAGGAGUAUUUAUUGGCAACUGCCUGGUAGCACCUGAGGAAUAUGCUCGCCCAAUAAGUAUGCUAAAUACAACGGGAGAGAUAGUAGAAAUAAUAACACCGCUCGUGACAAUAGAUGAAUUGCGGGCAAAUGACUGCGAGAAUAUACUCACCCUACGUACGGCAUGUAACAAGAGCAACUCACCAAUACUAACGCGCCGCGAGCGUAUACAAGCGCAGAUAGGAACCGAACAUUUAAAUCAAGAGGAUGUUGUACCUCUCGAUCAAUUAGGAAAUGCAAAAUAUUUUUCCACAUUAGAUCUCGCUUCGGGAUAUCAUCAAAUUCCCAUGAGCGAGGAACACAAAAAUAAAACAGCCUUUUCCACUUCGCAUGGGCACUACGAGUUCAAUAGAAUGCCCUUCGGGUUAAGGAAUGCACCCGCAACGUUUCAAAGAUUAAUGAACGCGAUAUUAGCCGAAAUUCAAGGCCUGAGAUGUCUCGGAUACUUGGACGACAUCGUCGUCUACGGAUCAAAUUUGGAAGAACAUAACAAACGCCUGAUUGAAGUAAUGCAGCGUUUACGGAAACAUAAUCUAAAAUUACAGCCCGACAAGUGCAAUUUCCUUAGAAAGGAAGUAAUUUAUCUAGGUCCAAUAAUUACUGAAAAUGGAAUACGACCAGAUCCAAGCAAAUUAAGUGCUGUAAACAAUUUUCCUAUACCGAGAAAAAUCAAGAAUGUGCAAUCAUUUAUCGGAUUGGCCGGAUAUUACCGGAAAUUCAUUGAAGAAUUCUCUAAAAUUGCAAAACCCCUUACGAGUUUAACCAAAAAGGGGAUAAAAUUUGAAUGGGGUAUGGAACAGCAAAACGCGUUCGAAUUAUUAAAGGCAAAACUCACGACGGCACCCGUACUAAGUUACCCGGAUGUCUCUCGUGAAUUCUUAGUAACGACCGACGCAUCCGAUCAUGCAAUCGGAGCCGUAUUAUCACAAGGUCCUGUAGGCAGAGACCGACCGAUUGCUUAUGCUAGUAGAAUUUUGAAUAAAGCCGAACAAAACUAUAGCACAACGGAAAAAGAACUAUUAGCUAUAGUAUGGGCCGUGAAACAUUUUCGACCAUAUUUAUAUGGUACAACGUUUACCAUUGUGACAGACCACAGACCUUUAAUCUGGCUAUUCAAUGUCACGGAUCCAGGUUCUAGAUUAAUUAGAUGGCGACUAAAAUUAGCGGAAAAUCCAGUUACGGACGACCCACACGUCAAUCUCAUCCAUCCGGAGGAAGAAGAACGGCAAGAAGAAGAAGAAGAAGAAGAGGAAGAAACAAUUAAAGAAUAUACGGCUGAGGAGAAACGCCGCAUACUGUACGAGUAUUACAACGCUCUAUUAGGGGGGCAUCAGGGGGUCGCGCGGACACUGAACCGACCAUUAACUGUCGCAACCAAUGGAAAUAAAUAUAUCCUGACCUUCCAGGACAAUUUAACUAAAUUCAGUAAAGCUAUUCCUAUAUAUAAUCAAGAAGCGGCUACCGUUGCGAAAGCAUUCGUGACUAAAAUAGUAGUAGAACACGGCACGCCGGAUAAAAUUCUUACCGAUCAAGGUACUAACUUUACUAGCGAAAUGUUUAAAAAUACUUGCAAACUAUUGGAAAUAGAAAAGAUACAAACAACAGCCUAUCAUCCGGAGAGUAACGGAGCCUUAGAGCGCUCACACAGAACGAAUAUUUCUAGCAUUAUGUUAACGAGGAACAGAGCGACUGGAACGAGUGGCUACCCUACGCAAUGUUCGCCUAUAAUAAUAACUCUA
Cyphomyrmex costatus is the source of this 2889-nucleotide messenger RNA. RefSeq lists its product as uncharacterized. The annotation marks the transcript as partial. Gene Ontology annotation, molecular function: zinc ion binding; aspartic-type endopeptidase activity; nucleic acid binding. NCBI's taxonomy places the organism in Eukaryota, Metazoa, Arthropoda, Insecta, Hymenoptera, Formicidae. Gene Ontology annotation, biological process: DNA integration; proteolysis. The record is from RefSeq and is a predicted model, not a curated record. The transcript has 5 exons.